AUGGCUAGAACGACUCAACAAACAUUAACUACAGGUGCUGCCGGAGGUUUAGACGAACCUAUCAAAAAACACAAACCUAAAGAUACAAGAUUAAGGCAACAACGCCUUCCGGCUUGGCAGCCAAUUUUAGAUGCAAAAACAGUUAUUCCCGUUUUUAUUACAAUUAGCCUUCUUUUUAUACCGGUUGGAAUUGUUCUUAUAAUUACGAGCAAUUCUGAUGUUUAUUUUUAUUAUGAAUUGGAGAAUUAUUAUCAGAAUCAUAGACGGUAUAUGCGUAGUAGAAAUGAUCUUCAAAUGCUUGGACGUUUAGAUGAAGUUUCUGAUUGUUCUCCCUUUGACUACCUUGAUGGCACAAAAAUUGCACCAUGCGGGGCUAUAGCUAAUUCAAUGUUUAAUGAUACUUUUACUUUGAAAGAAAAAUAUACGGGAAGAACAAUCGAAUGGAGUUAUGAAGAAUUAAUUUGGCCAGCCGAUAGAACUAAAUUUAUUAAUCCAAAAUGUUCGAAUGGUGAUUGUCAAACAAUUAAUGAUUUGUGUGGAGUUUUUCAGGGGUAUUCAAAACCUCCCAAUUGGAUUAGACCUCCAUGUCAAUUAGAUACCCAAAAUGUUCAAAAUAGUGGAUUUCAAAAUGCUGAUUUUAUUAUUUGGAUGAGGACUGCUGCAUUUCCUGAUUUUAGAAAACCUUACAGAAAAUUGAAAGACCCUAAUUAUACGCAGGGACUUUUACGUGGAAAUUAUACUUUAGAAAUUGGAUAUAAUUAUAAUGUUAGUGCCUUUUCUGGUCGAAAAUCCUUUGUAAUUAGUACAACAAGUUGGUUAGGAGGAAAAAAUCCUUUUUUGGGUUUUGCAUAUAUUGCUGUCGGCAUUCUUUGUGCCAUUUUUGGUUUUGUAUUUAUUUUUAUACAUAUAAAAUAUGGACAUACUUUGAGAGAAAUGGCUGUUGUUGAAUUAAAAGAAGGAGAGGGUGCCCACUCACAUUCCCAAUGA
Messenger RNA from Meloidogyne enterolobii, 987 nucleotides. Lineage: Eukaryota; Metazoa; Nematoda; Chromadorea; Rhabditida; Meloidogynidae. The record is from the annotation of a GenBank genome assembly.